Fopius arisanus is the source of this 3533-nucleotide messenger RNA. RefSeq names its product RNA polymerase I subunit Rpl135 (gene RpI135). The record is from RefSeq and is a predicted model, not a curated record. The transcript has 2 exons. Gene Ontology annotation, cellular component: nucleus; RNA polymerase I complex. Gene Ontology annotation, biological process: DNA-templated transcription. Lineage: Eukaryota; Metazoa; Arthropoda; Insecta; Hymenoptera; Braconidae. Gene Ontology annotation, molecular function: ribonucleoside binding; DNA binding. The coding region runs from base 103 to 3474 and encodes 1123 amino acids.
GGAAAUCAUCCAGAUGGCGACAUGUCCUGGACAACAUUCAGGAGUCCACGUGCUUUUAGCGUGGAUCAUUCAGGCCUAUUGAAUCCUUCAUUUAAGUGAAAAAUGUUGAUUGAACCAGUGUUAACGAAUCUCUCGCCAGAUUUUGGAAAGCCUCCAGAGGAGCAAAAUCCACUACUUCGACGUCUGGGAGAGCCUCACCUGGACUCUUUUAAUUAUAUGUUAGAGCGGGGUUUGACAGAUUGUUUGAAAGAAAUUGUUCCGGUGCAUCUUCUUCUUGCGAAUAAUGACAAGGUCUUACUCUGGGUGGAGGACGCAGUGAUAUACCCCCCGAGCAUUCCCACAACGACAGUUGGUGUUAAGAAUCCCAGAAUUUUACCUACGGAAUGCAGACAGAGAGGUGCUACUUACAAGGGAAAAUUAAUGAUCAAGGUAGGAUGGUCAAUAAAUGGAAGACAACAGGAGAGUCUCGAUAAAGAGUUGGGGGAUAUUCCCAUAAUGGUGAAGUCUCAGCGUUGUCACUUGAACAAACUCAAUCCAGCUGGGCUAGUAUCCAAAGGAGAGCAUGAGCAGGAAUGGGGUGGUUACUUCGUCAUCAAGGGACACGAGAGACUCAUCAGGAUGUUGUUGAUGACUCGGAGAAAUUAUCCCAUUUCUAUUAAAAGAUCAGGCUGGAAGUCGAGGGGAACUCUUUUCAGUGAUCUGGGUAUUCUCCUUCGAUCUGUGAGAGACGACAACACAGCAGCCAACAAUACCCUCCAUUACGUAACCGAUGGAACAGCAAAAUUGAUGUUUACACACAAAAAAAUUCUCUACUACGUACCCAUAAUUCUCAUGCUCAAGUCCUUGAUCGAUGUGUCUGAUAAAUACAUCUACGAUGCACUAAUCGCAGGCUGUGAAAACGAUUUGUAUUAUAAAGGAUGUAUUCUGAACAUGUUGAGAGCGGUUCACGAGGAGAAUCUUCACUCGCACGAUCAGUGUAAACGUUAUAUUGGAAAAAUGUUCAGAGUGAGACUCCUGGAGGUACCAGCAGACACCUCUGAUGCUGGAGUCUGUGAAUUCAUAAUUCAGAGGUGUGUGGUGAUCCAUCUGAACGAUCCUAAGGAUAAAUUCAAUUUGUUAAUCUACAUGACGAAGAAGUUAUUCUCUCUGGCCAAUGGUAAUUGUGCAGUUGAAGGGGCUGACGCGGUGAUGAUGCAGGAGUGCCUCCUGGGGGGACACUUGUAUCUGCAGGUGCUCAAGGAGAAGCUCCAGACGUGGCUGAGUAUCUUGAGAAUGUCCAUUAUGAAACGAGCAAAGACAGUGGGUAAUAAUUUCCGCAUAAGUCCCCAAGAGAUGCUCACAGCAAUGAAGCACACUGGAACCAUUGAGAGUUCGAUGGAGAAUUUUUUGUCCACUGGUAACAUAAAAUCCCAGACGGGACUUGGUUUGAUGCAGCAUUCAGGAUUGACUAUUGUUGCUGAAAAUAUCAAUAGAAUGAGGUAUAUGAGUCACUUCAGGGCCAUUCACAGGGGCUCUUUCUUCCAAGAAAUGAGAACUACUGAGGCCAGACAGCUCCUGCCUGAUGCCUGGGGAUUUAUAUGCCCUGUACACACACCUGAUGGAUCUCCCUGUGGUCUUCUCAAUCACUUGACGAUGAACUGCAUCGUCACGAAGCAUCCUGACGAGAAACUCAGCAGAUCUGCCAUUCCCACUAUUCUUCUGGAACUGGGGAUGACUCCCCUUUCUAUCGCUGAUAAUUACAACAAUUCUUACACAGUCCUGGUGGAUGGCAACGUAAUAGGUCUCAUUGAAGAUGACAUAAUUACGAGAGUAGUCGAUAAACUUCGAUUACUGAAGAUUGAUGGGGAGAAAGUGCCGAAUACAAUGGAGAUCGUGCUCGUACCGAAGAGAGACGUUCCCUCUCAGUACCCAGGACUCUUCAUCUUCACUGGGCCUGCGAGAAUGAUGAGACCAGUUAUAAAUCUAGCAGUCAACAAAAUCGAGCUUAUAGGAACAUUUGAACAGGUCUAUCUAGAAGUUUGUACAGUCCCUGAAGAGCAAAAUCCUCUGACCACCCAUCAGGAGAUAGGAAAAACCGCUUUUCUGAGUAAUCUAGCCUGCCUCAUUCCCAUGCCCGACUGCAACCAGAGUCCCAGGAACAUGUACCAGUGUCAGAUGGGUAAGCAAACAAUGGGAACACCCUGUCACACGUGGCAUCUCCAAGCCGAAACGAAAUUGUACAGACUCCAGACACCUACGACUCCUCUCUUCAGACCAGUCCAUCACGACAAUAUAAGUUUAGAUGAUUUUGCCAUGGGUACAAACGCAAUAGUCGCUGUUAUUUCCUACACUGGCUAUGACAUGGAGGACGCUAUGAUCAUAAAUAAAUCGGCUUACGAGCGAGGAUUUGCCCACGGAAUGAUUUACAAAUCUGAAUUCGUGGAUCUGCCCGAUGCGAAUAGCUAUUUUGUCAGGCAGCCAGAUCAGCAAAAAUUGUGCGAAAAAUUGGAUGCCGAUGGUCUGCCUAAUGCAGGUUGUCAAAUACAAUUAGGAGAUCCUUAUUACUGCUACUAUGACGGACAACAGGGAAAGCACGUGGUUGGAAAGUACAAAGGAAAAGAGGACGUCGUUGUGGAUAACGUACGAUUAUGUGGAACAACUAAUUCUCGUGUACCCAGGAGGGCUUGUAUAACAUUUCGUGUUCCCAGGAAUCCACAGGUGGGUGAUAAAUUCGCCUCUCGAGCCGGUCAAAAAGGUAUUUGCUCGCAGAAAUGGGCCACCGAGGACCUACCGUUCACGGAAUCGGGAUUAAUUCCCGAUAUCGUUUUCAAUCCCCACGGAUUCCCCAGUAGAAUGACCAUUGCUAUGAUGAUUGAAGUGAUGGCAGGUAAAUCUGCAGCUGUUCAUGGACUGGUCCACGAUGCCACACCAUUCAGAUUCAACGAGGACGAUACAGCUGUCGAGUAUUUCGGCAAAUUGCUGGAACUCGGUGGUUACAAUUAUUAUGGAACAGAGAAAAUGUACAAUGGAAUUGACGGACGAGAGAUGACUUGUGAGAUAUUCUUCGGAGUGGUUCACUACCAGAGGCUCCGCCACAUGGUGUCUGAUAAGUGGCAGGUGAGGAGCACUGGAGCCAUUGAUGUCAGGACCAGGCAACCCAUCAAAGGGAGGAGACGAGGUGGUGGUGUUAGAUUUGGAGAAAUGGAGAGGGACUCUCUCAUAUCCCAUGGGUGUGCUUAUCUCCUUCAGGACAGAUUGUUUCAUUGUUCUGAUAAAACAUCAGCUACUAUUUGUCGAAAAUGUGGUACACUAGCAGGACCAGUAAUCGAGCUCGUGAGGAGCACCAAAUCCGCACUGGGAAGCAGAAGACGAUGCAAUCUCUGUAAAGAUGAUGAGGGUCUCGGUGAAAUUGAUAUCCCAUAUAUUUUCAAAUAUCUGGUAAGUCAGCUCGUCUCUUGUAAUAUCACGAUAAAAAUGACCUUCGACGAGACGUAAGAAUUAUUUCAAAUUAAUGUGGAAUACGGUUUUUUUAUGAAUAAAUAAAUACAUCUGGA